This is a messenger RNA of Homalodisca vitripennis (glassy-winged sharpshooter), 385 nucleotides long. Its product is annotated as solute carrier family 22 member 6-A-like. The record is from RefSeq and is a predicted model, not a curated record. Bases 163 to 345 code for a protein of 60 amino acids. NCBI's taxonomy places the organism in Eukaryota, Metazoa, Arthropoda, Insecta, Hemiptera, Cicadellidae. The transcript has 2 exons.
UAGUGGCAAUGUUGGGAAGGUUUGCUGAUAGCGCAGUAUUUGCUGUCAUCAUUCUCUAUACAUCAGAAUUGUUCCCUACAUCCAAUAGGAAACACUGCGAUUGGCACAUCUGUUGCAGUAUCUCAACUGGGUUCAAUCUGUGAUCCAUAUGUUGUCGACAUUAUGGGCAGAUAUGCUUGGUACAUUCCCAGCACUCUGUGUGGGUGUUUGGCUGUGUUCUCAGCUCUGUUGAUCCUCCUCCUGCCAGAAACUCAAAACAAACCUCUUAUGGACACUAUUCAAGAUCUCAUAAAAGCACCUAAACGGGACCACGUCUCGAUCCGCAACUGUUGCAACUUCUCCUGAUCAUCCUUGUAUGGUGUAUAAUAAACUACUUAUUUUUGUU